AUGUCUCAGGAAAGAAGACUGGUGCUGGAGGAGACUUCUGUCCUGGUUUUAGGGGGCACAGCAUGUGUGCUGACCGGGCAGCCCUUUGACACCUUGAAAGUGAAGAUGCAGACGUUCCCUGACCUGUACCGGGGCCUCACCGACUGCUGCCUGGAGACCUACUCCCAGGUGGGCUUCCGCGGCUUCUACAAGGGGACCAGCCCAGCGCUGAUCGCCAACAUCGCCGAGAACCCAGUCCUCUUCAUGUGCUACGGCUUCUGCCAACAGGUGGUGCGGAAAGUGGUUGGAUUGGAGAAGCAGGCCAGGCUGAGCUGGUUUCCUUCCACUGAUCUGCAGAACGCAGCCGCGGGUUCCUUUGCCUCUGCCUUUGCGGCCCUGGUGCUCUGCCCCACUGAGCUCGUCAAGAGCUGGCUACAGACCAUGUAUGAGAUGGAGUCGUCAGGGAAGAUCACCAGAAGCCACAACACAGUCUGGUCCGUGGUGAAGAGCGUCCUCGGGAAGGACGGCCCCUUGGGCUUCUACCACGGCCUCUCCAGCACCUUGCUCCGAGAGGUGCCUGGCUAUUUCUUCUUCUUUGGCGGCUACGAGCUGAGCAGGUCGUUUUUUGCAUCGGGGAGACCGAAGGAUGAGCUGGGCCCUGUCCCUUUGAUGUUAAGCGGUGGAGUUGGUGGGAUCUGCCUCUGGCUUGCUGUUUACCCAGUGGAUUGCGUCAAAUCCAGAAUUCAAGUUCUUUCCAUGUCUGGAAAACAGGCAGGAUUUAUCGGAACCUUUAUAAGCAUUGUGAAAAGUGAAGGGAGAAUAACGGCCUUAUACUCUGGACUGAAACCCACAAUGAUUCGAGCGUUCCCUGCCAAUGGGGCGCUCUUUCUGGCCUAUGAAUACAGCAGGAAGCUGAUGAUGAACCAGUUCGAAGCCUACUGAAGUGUCCUGGCAAACCGAGGUCCAAAUCUAGGCACGUGACCACUACAGUUCAUCUCAGGGUUUCACGGAGUACAAGACCAAUGGGGAAUUA
Molecule: messenger RNA, 1012 nt
Organism: Enhydra lutris kenyoni (northern sea otter)
Lineage: Eukaryota; Metazoa; Chordata; Mammalia; Carnivora; Mustelidae
Product: mitochondrial ornithine transporter 1-like
Exons: 6
Coding region: 1-921 (306 amino acids)
Biological process (GO): mitochondrial L-ornithine transmembrane transport
Molecular function (GO): L-ornithine transmembrane transporter activity
Source: RefSeq, a predicted model, not a curated record